ACAAAGCUGGAAUGGAGAGGGAGGGGAAUUGGUUAGAAAUGGGGAGGAUUAGGCAUUAUGAGGUCAUAGAAUGUUGGUGUGUCCGGGGGAGCAACGAUGCUGAGCCACAGAGAAUUUCUGCUACUCCAGCUCUUAUGUACUCUCACAAAUCUCACUGAAGUGCUUCUGACCGAUCCCCAGCUUCUGACAGCACCUGCAGAAGAAUGGGCUACUGCCAAGACAACAGUCUCUUCCCCACAUCAGCAACUCUGGUUUGAUUAUCCUGACUCAGACCGAGAGAAGAUCCUUGCUGUUUACAAGCUUAUUGGAGAACAGCCUGAAUUGAUUGCUCCAACGACCUUCCCCGGGCUGCUGCGCUAUAUCCUGGUUGGAUCUGUAGUCCUCCUGGUGCUGUUCUCCCUCUAUCAGAUCAUCUCUAAAGUGAUUUUCAAGGCAUCCUCCCCACCAGCCACAGCCACAGAAGAGAAGUCAGGCGCUACUCCAUAGCCAACUGGCCACACUCUUCCUCCUUCCAGAAUCACUCCAGUUCAGCAACGAUUUUUAAAAAGCUCUUUUUGUGACCCCUGUGAUGAACAAAGGGAAGGCCCUGGGUGGGCUGGGAGUGACGGCCUAGCAGCAGCAGGCGGGCAGGUAGGGGGAGGGAAGAUGGUAAUAAUAUUUUUUUUAAAAACUCACAUGGUCCUCGGCUGGCAUUAGAUAAAGGCUCCUUUAAUACUUUGCAGACCUCAGGUUAUAAAUACAACCCACCCACCCCAUAUUUACAGCUGGAUCCCUGCCCCAUGGAGUGGGGAUUUCUAGGAGGGAGGAGUGAAGGGGGUUGUGCGCUGAACAGAGGUGGUGGCGGCAGCAGCGGCAAAGGGGCAGGUGCUUCCCUACUUGGGUUAUUGCUCGUUGGGGGGGCCAUAGAUGGUUAGGAAGCACCUCUCUGGUCACCUUCCCAUUGCAAAGGUAUGACUUUUACCCCAAAUAAUUUUGGGACUUUUUUGGGGGGGCACCUAGUUAUACUGAAGAUUGCUUGCUAUCUAGCACCACCCCAAAAUUCUGGGGUUGUUUCUCUUCAUUGGGCAUACUACACAAAUACCUAAUUUUGCUGACAGAACCCUAAUAAUCAAGAGUGUUGGGAAAUCAAAACUACAUGUUGUUCCCCCAGCACCUUCAGUCAUAAUAUAUGGGAUCCUGUGCCUCUAUAGAUCAUAGCAGAGAAAGAAGCAAAAACUCCCCCCCUGCCACCCCAAUAAUAGCAUCUCCCUCUGUUUUCAUGUAAUGGUAUCUCCCCAGUCAAAUUACAGGGAUAGUCUCUUUGCCUACUAUGUUCUGAUAAUUCUGGGGUGCUCUCAGCAUUGUGCUGUAAGAAACUGCAAAUCCCUCCCAUACAGAUCUUGGUUUUGGCUUAGCAGAACCCCCGACACCCUUUGUCCUGUCUUGCACCCUGCAAGGAACUUCAAUCGCACCUUGUUCUAGAUUUUUGGCUCUCCUAAACCCCACUGGCCACAUGUCUCCCUGCCUACCAAAGGCCUCCCUUCUGUUCCCUUUUGGCUUGAGACCCUCCCCUCCCUGCAAAAUUUCAAAAUACUGAACUGGUUGCAAAAUUAGAGGGUUGCCUUUUGGUGAAGGAAUCCCAUGCCAAGCCAAAGGAUUUAUGUCUUUUUUGUUCUUGUGCCCUCUUAAUACUUUGCUGGAGACCCCCUUUCCAACCCCUCCCGAAUCCCCUUUUGGCCUAGGAGCC
Molecule: messenger RNA, 1726 nt
Organism: Hemicordylus capensis (graceful crag lizard)
Lineage: Eukaryota; Metazoa; Chordata; Lepidosauria; Squamata; Cordylidae
Gene: FIMP1
Product: chromosome 6 C16orf92 homolog
Exons: 4
Coding region: 97-486 (129 amino acids)
Biological process (GO): fusion of sperm to egg plasma membrane involved in single fertilization
Source: RefSeq, a predicted model, not a curated record